This is a messenger RNA of Octopus bimaculoides (California two-spot octopus), 1383 nucleotides long. Its product is annotated as DNA polymerase beta. Gene Ontology annotation, cellular component: nucleus. The record is from RefSeq and is a predicted model, not a curated record. Gene Ontology annotation, molecular function: DNA binding; DNA-directed DNA polymerase activity. Lineage: Eukaryota; Metazoa; Mollusca; Cephalopoda; Octopoda; Octopodidae. Gene Ontology annotation, biological process: double-strand break repair via nonhomologous end joining; base-excision repair.
CUUUUGUACCAAGAGUUUCUGCGUUUAAUCAAUUAUCAAAUAAAAAAUAACAGAAUGUCAUAGGUCUAAACCGUUUACAUUGUUGUGUUGUCGAGUCAAUAUUGACGAUUUUUUUUCAAACUUUAUCGAAAAUUAGAUAUUGAGUCAGAAUGAGCAAACGUAAAAAUCCUAAUACCGAGAACCUGAAUUCAGAUUUCUGUGACUUUCUGAUGGAGCUUGCCAAUUAUGAGAAGAAUGUUACACGUGCCAUGCACAAGUACAAUGUUUAUCGAAAAGCUGCUGGUCUUCUUGCUAAACAUCCUACGAGGAUUAAGAAUGGAGAAGAAGCGAAGAGACUGAAUGGUAUUGGAGAUAAAAUUGCUAAAAAAAUUGAUGAAUUCAUUCGUACAGGGCAACUUGAGAAGCUGAAUAAAAUCAGAGCUGAUGACACCAAUAUGGCAAUCAAUGAGUUGACCAAAGUAUCUGGAAUAGGUCCAGCAGCGGCAGCAAACUUUGCCAAAGAUGGCAUAAAAGAUAUCGAAGACCUCAGGAAGAUCACUGAUAAGCUAAACCAUCAUCAGAAAAUUGGUGUGAAAUAUUUUGAAGACUUUGAACUGAGAAUUCCUCGUGAAGAACUAACCAGUUUACGAGACAAAAUAUUGGCAGGAAUCCAAAAAGUCGACUCCAGAUACACAGCUAAAGUUUGUGGAAGUUACCGAAGAGGGGCUGCUUCUUCUGGAGAUAUUGAUGUUUUGUUAACACAUCCGGAUUACGUUGCUACAGAUAAGAAGAAACCUGAGUUGCUGAAGGCAGUGGUAAAACAUCUCACUGAUAAAGGUUUGGUAACUGACACUAUCUCUAUGGGGGACUCGAAGUUUAUGGGGGUAUGUCGGCUUCCAGAGGACGACAAAGAAAUCAAGCGACAUUUCCGAAGAUUUGAUCUCCGUUUGAUCCCUCAUGACCAGUAUUAUUGUGCGCUACUUUAUUUCACUGGCAGUGAUAUGUUUAAUAAAGACAUGCGAGGUCGUGCUUUGGAAAAUGGGUUUACACUUAAUGAAUACUGCAUUCGGCCAAUGGGGAGUACAGGAAUUCCAGGUGAAUCUCUGCCUGUGACUUCUGAAGAAGAUAUCUUUGAUUAUAUUGGAAUGACAUUCAAGAAACCGUCAGAGCGUAAUUUAUAAGUCACUGUAAGGAUUUAUUUUGUACACGAUCAUUUCAUUAAUUACUGAUUUCUAUUAAUGGAGUUAGUUAUUACAAUCAGUUAUUAUGAAUUGUUAUCAAUCCACCAAUAACUGAUUGUGUGACUCGAAUAUAUAACCAAUGAAAUUUUCAUUCUAUUUAUUUAAUUAUUUAUUAAUUAAUCGAUUGAUUGAUUGCAUCUAAUAAAAUCAUUUAUCAUCAUUG